This is a messenger RNA of Pyrenophora tritici-repentis Pt-1C-BFP, 669 nucleotides long. Its product is annotated as DASH-Dam1 domain containing protein. NCBI's taxonomy places the organism in Eukaryota, Fungi, Ascomycota, Dothideomycetes, Pleosporales, Pleosporaceae. The record is from RefSeq and is a predicted model, not a curated record. Gene Ontology annotation, cellular component: mitotic spindle polar microtubule; mitotic spindle; DASH complex. Gene Ontology annotation, biological process: mitotic sister chromatid biorientation.
AUGGCGUCCACCACACCCACCACAACCCCUUCUCAUAGGCGUAUACGUAGCAAAUCUCCUCGGUCUCGCCCAACAACACCCCUCCGCGCAUCUUCCCGCUCUUCAUUACGCGACUCUUCUCAACGCGGCCGCGCUGCUUCAGCCUCGGGCAACGCCCUUGAAGGUCUCCAAGAUGGCUUUGCUGAGUUGAGCGAUGCAAUGGCAGAUCUGGAGCAAAAUUUUCUGCAAUUGCAGUUGAUGCAUGAGAGUCUGGCACGCUUCUCGGAGAGUUUUGCAGGCUUUCUAUAUGGCAUGAACAUGAAUGCCUUCUGUGUCGACUUUCCUGAGGCUCCAAUACAAGAAUCCUUCAAGCGACCACAGAACCAAUCCGACCCUGGAGCUGCGAACCUGAACCGAUCCCAAGGCCCAGACGACAUGGAAGCGACGUUCCUAACCACCGAUACAUCCUUUGUUGACAAUCCGCCAAGCAGCAAGAUGUCAUCCAAAUUCCAGAACCCACAAACACCAGCACCCGCCACAAAGACAUCGGGCGUUCCGAGGGGAAGAGGAGGCAUACCCCGAGCAGGUGGGCGUGGGGGUAUCCCCACUCGUGGUGGCGCAACUAGAGGCACAAGAGGUGGUACAGGCAUUGCUAGGGGAGUUGCUGGGAGGGGGCGCGGGGCCCGAUAA